Cooperia oncophora is the source of this 483-nucleotide messenger RNA. The record is from the annotation of a GenBank genome assembly. Lineage: Eukaryota; Metazoa; Nematoda; Chromadorea; Rhabditida; Trichostrongylidae.
AUGAUGAUCAAACUGCUUCUGCUCAUGGUGCUAUUCGACUCCAGCCUCUGCCUUACUGAGAAAGGCAGAGCUGCCUUGACAAAGGCAUUUAAAGGAAUAGAUCUUGAAAAGCGUCACGAGAGGUUGAGAAUGCUUGGCAUGAAAGGUUUGGGGCUGAGCACCGGAGCAGGAAAGUCCACUGCCUCAACGAAGCGGAAAACAAGUUCUGCAACAGCCACAAAUGCAGCAGCUGAAGGACUGAAAUCAGCGAUCGGUGGGAUAGCACCAAUCCAAGAAGUAAAUCAUGUUGAAGGAAUCGACGAGUACUUGUAUGACGGCGACAUGAUCCUCACUGAGUACCUGCUGCUCACACAAUCAUUUGUUAGAACGACGCUGAAAUAUCUUCAAGCUCGUACAUGCAUCACUUUUAUUGAGAGUGCCACGGCAAACGAAUCGUAUAAGAGUCUUCGAGCGGUUCCGGCUGCUAUUCGUAUAUUGGAAUGA